AUGGAACCCCGAUCCCAAAUCAAUGAUCAACCCUCUCAACCACCAAAACAAGCUGCCUACGUGCAAUCCUCGAAUCCCGUCUCACACACGCCACAAGAGCAACGAGCAACCACCGAACCAGGUCGACACCACGGUGACACAGUUGGAGCAAUCAAACGCACAGCCGAGUCCCAGCCGUCAAACGAUGAAACUCGCGCUUGUCUAAGUGCACAGCAGCAGAAACACGAACAAGACAUGCACAAUGCUCCCGAGGUUGAUCUAGAAUAUGGUGUAGAGCAGCAGCCCGCGGAGGGGUAUAUUGCGGAUACUGUUCAUCGGAAGGGGAUGGGGAUGCAGCGUGCACAGGCUGGGGCGCAUGCUGGUCCUGUUGGGAGUGCGAGUGGGCCUGGUCAUCCUGGGUUUGUGGAAGCAGAUGAUUUGGCGGCGAAUUUGGGGGCGAAGAGGGUGGAACAUGAUCGGAUUCUUGGGGAUAGGAUUGGGAAGAGCCCGGUUGAACCUGAGGGGGAGGUUGCGGAGAGGGAGGCUGUUAGAAGACGUAAGUUGGAGAGGGAUGAGAAGUUGGAUGUAGAGGGGGCGGUUAAACAGGCUACUGGGGAUCCUGUGGUGGGUAAAUAG
This is a messenger RNA of Penicillium griseofulvum, 615 nucleotides long. RefSeq lists its product as uncharacterized. Lineage: Eukaryota; Fungi; Ascomycota; Eurotiomycetes; Eurotiales; Aspergillaceae. The transcript has a single exon. The coding region runs from base 1 to 615 and encodes 204 amino acids. The record is from RefSeq and is a predicted model, not a curated record.